UCAACAUACAAAUGCCAACCACACAAGGGCUGUGACAAUUUUCAACAAAAAAAUAAAACCAAAAAAAAUAAAUAGGCAUAAAAAACACAAAGCAAAGCCACUGAGUGUAAUUCAAUUCGAUCUCGGUGGGCUAGUAAAAUUCAGUCAUUUACAUUUGACCCAGCCCUGACCAUAGUCUCGUUUUGUGACAAUGGCAAUGGCCAACGGUGCAAUGAAAGCGACUCCAUCCGUGGAGCAAGUAUCUGUAGCCAAUACCUCGAAUGCACAGAAACGCAAGUCCAGUCAUAUUCCUGUGCCCAGCUCUAAGCUCAGUUAUGUGAAGCCCCGCCAGUAUAAGAGCACCUUGAAGAAGGACAACUCGACGGGGAACUGUAGCAAGGGCAGCAUUAGCCUCAGCCCCGGGCCACCAAACGAUGAUUCCGGCAUCGGAAUGGACCACUCAGUGGAAGUCAGCGAGUGUUCGGUGAUUAGCUGCCCCAGUGAUCUGACCGAGACUGGCAAAGCCGAGCAGGAAUCCCUGAGAGCUCUCCAGCGAGCUGUGGCUGAGAUGGAGGCAGAUCUAAACAUCAUCGAAAGCGAUGGGGAUGCCAUCAGCGACAGUGAUGGCGAUACCGUUACUGCAGAGAAUGUGAAUCAUUGCAAGGACCCAGACCCAGAGAAGGAAGUGCAGAACGCUGUCAUAGAGAAGGUAGACCAACUGCAGCCAGAGUCAUUGUUACCGCCACAGCAACUGCUCGUGGUACCCGUUGUACUCCAAGAAGAAGAUACUCCGCAGGCGCCGAAAUCCCCACAACAGCCCCAUGAAAUGGUGGAAGAAAUUUUACAGAACCAAAAAGGAUUGAACUCCGAAAAUGAGCGCGAAGUGGUAGAGGAAUGGCUGCAGAACCUCAUCCAUGGUGCAGUGGAGGACGAUCAGAUGCCACCACAGGACCAACAUGACGAUGUUCUACCAUCUACUUACAAAACAGUAGAAAAGAAUGAGCAUGAGGAUGUGCUACCACCACUCAUGUCUCAUCCAGUUGAAGACAUAAUGCCUCAGGGGCAACACGACGAAGAAAAAGCUAUCGAGAUGGCAACAUCGAUAUCCGUACCAGUAGGAGAGAUUCAAAAGGAGGCAGCAGACGCAGGGAUAGUGGAGCAUCUGCAACUUGGACACUUGGACUUGGACACUUGGACCGCACUCACGUCGGAGGCAGUGGAAUCCAAUUCAAAUACUGCUGAAGAGGUUAUAACGCAGGAGGAGCAGCCUACUGCAAAUGCGCUUACCACAGCUGAAGCGAUGAUGGAUUUGCAAGAGCAAUUCCUCGCCAACACCAAUGGAGACGAUGAAGAGUCUGUCCAUUCCGAUUUAGAUGGCCGGCAGAACCGGAUUCAAGACCUCACCUCGUAUGUGAACGACGGCAUGACUCUGAAGGGAGAUACGUGUGUUAGGGUAAUAGUAUCAACUAAAAGUAGCUUGGAAAAUAUCUUGCAGCUGCAAGAUGAGCGUCCACAAACUACGCUCAACGAGAUGGAUGAGAUAAGCGAGCUGCAGCAGGAUCAGGACUACGGGCAAUUACAAUCCAAUUCAAAUGCAGUGGAAGAGAUCCUGGAGCUUCAACAGGAGAAAAUGGACGAAGCAAAUGGACUACCCAGUACAUCCAAGCAAGUCGUGGGAUUGCAACAAAUGCAGCAAGUGGAAGAGAUCCUGGAGCUACAACAGGAGCAAAUGGACGAAGCAAAGGGACUACCCAGUACAUCCAAGCAAGUCGUGGGAUUGCAACAAAUGCAGCAAGUGGAAGAGAUCCUGGAGCUACAACAGGAGCAAAUGGACGAAGCAAAGGGACUACCCAGUACAUCCAAGCAAGUCGUGGGAUUGCAACAAAUGCAGCAAGUGGAAGAGAUCCUGGAGCUACAACAGGAGCAAAUGGACGAAGCAAAGGGACUACCCAGUACAUCCAAGCAAGUCGUGGGAUUGCAACAAAUGCAGCAAGUGGAAGAGAUCCUGGAGCUACAACAGGAGCAAAUGGACGAAGCAAAUGGACUACCCAGUACAUCCAAGCAAGUAGUAGGAGUGCAACAAAUGCAGCAACUUUCUACGUCGUGGCUGCUUGAAAAGUUCAUCCAGACGCUGGAUAAUGAGAAAAAUGCCGAGCAAAUCAAAAAGCUAUUGGAAGAGAUCAUUAAGCUACAAAACGAGCAGCCAGAGGAGCUGCCACCAAACGCGUUGCAGCCAGAGCAACAUGAAGAGAUGGAGCUUUCGCAGGAGGUGGAAACUGUUUCAUCACCACGCCGCAGUUGUAGCCACAGCCCCUUGCUAGGGAUGGCUGGUCUAAGAGCUUUGGAAGGAUAUUUGGAUGAUGGUAUACUGCGCCAUCUGAUGCAGCAGGAGCAGGAGGAAAAUAUCGUACUACCAGCCCGCAGCGAGGAAGCUCUGGUUGAGCAGGAGGACAAUCUUGUCGAUGUGGAGACUAUCCAGGAGAAGCCAUGCUGCAAGAAUGCGGGUCACUUUCGUGCGCUCCUGCAGCAGCUCCGGGCUUACAAGAUGCCGACGGAGAUUAUACCCCUUGCGCUGUUCGGCACGGCAUUCUGCUUGUUUCUUUUCUUCCGCAAGUUUUAGCACACAUUAACCAAAAAACAAAAAAAUAUAACAUUAAAUCUGAAAUAUGCAAACACAAUAUUCCCAGAUCGAAUUCAUCAAAAUCGCAUAACGCAAUGUUUUUGAGUUGCUAAAUUAAAUUAUAUUUUAAAAUGAAAACAA
Drosophila obscura is the source of this 2740-nucleotide messenger RNA. RefSeq names its product titin. Lineage: Eukaryota; Metazoa; Arthropoda; Insecta; Diptera; Drosophilidae. The coding region runs from base 191 to 2599 and encodes 802 amino acids. The record is from RefSeq and is a predicted model, not a curated record. The transcript has 3 exons.